This is a messenger RNA of Paramecium sonneborni, 1736 nucleotides long. NCBI's taxonomy places the organism in Eukaryota, Ciliophora, Oligohymenophorea, Peniculida, Parameciidae. The record is from the annotation of a GenBank genome assembly.
AUGGCUAAAAGUGUUGAAUCUCUUUUUACUUCUGAUUUUUGGCGAUAAGUGAAUCUAUAAUAUUUUAUGGUAGAAACACCAAUUUAAUUGAAUAUUUAGAAAAAAAUAUACAAAAAAUGUAGGUGUUAAUGUUAGUUUUAGCUUCUCAUUUUGUAAAUAUAUAAACUUAAGGAUUGAUAGAAAAAAUAUUGAAACCUUAAAAAAAAUAUAGAUCCUAAGUUUAGAAGUUAAAUGAAAGCAACUUUAAUCUACAAUUAAGUUUAUUGUUAAUGUAAAGAGAAUAAUCAUUCGAGCCAAUCUAAGAAUUAAUUGAUGAAAUGAUCGACAAGAUUUGUGAUUAAGAAUUAAGAGAAGGAUUAGAAUAAAACAAGAUGCUGCUUAAAAAUAUGAAUUUAUUACCUUAUGAAAAAUAAGUGGAAAUUUUAUAAUAAGAAGCAUCAAUCCUAUAAGACUUAUAAUAAAGAAUUGAUUGGCCUGAUCAAUUAGACUAAGUAAUAAUGGAAAUUGAAGAUGAUUUGAUAAGAGUUUAAGAAAGAAAUAAAAAAUAAUUAAAUAAGUAUGUUUGUUUAUAAACUCUUCUUAGUCUAGCAAAACAUUUAGAAGAAAUCAAUAAAUAUUUAUUAUAUUAAUACAGUGUGAAAUAAAUAGGACAAUUUGCUUUAAGAAUUUCUAGAAUUAGAGUUUAACAUCAAUAAUUUGAGUUAGAGAAUCUAGAAAAAAUAAUUAUUCAUUAUUAAGAUUAUCAAGUAGCAGAUUCAAUAGGAAAGGCCAUUUAUAAUUUAAAAAGUAAAAAAUCAUAUAGAAAAUAGCUAAUCUUGUGACUGUUACUUUCGAUUCAUAUUUAAGCAGAACUCCAAUAGAUUUAAAAAUAGAUUAAUUUUAAAAUUUCUAAAGACUUCGAGAAACACAAUUGGAGCUAAAUGUUUAAUAAUAGGAUAUUUAUAAAGAAUCAUAAACUAUAGUUUAAAUCCACACUGAAAUGUGUCAUAAUUGUAGAUAAAUGAUUGAAAUAACGAAUUUAUAAUAAUGUAAAUACAAUCAUAUAAAUAUGAAUUUACAUUAAUACAAUGAAGAAAUACUGAUCUAGUAGAGAUAUGCUAUUUCUUAAAAAUAAAUGCAUAAAUUUUAUAUAGAUCUAUAUUCUACUAAUUAUAUAAUAGAAAGUAAAUAAACUUUAUAAUUAUUAGAUAAUUAAAUUCAGUGUUAAAAAUAUUUUUGUUUUAAAUGCUUGAAAUAUGAAUUUGAAGAUUAUGAUAUAUAUUAACCUAAUUGGAUUUGUCCUUUAUGUAAAGUAUGUAAAAUAUUACUAUAUAAGGGAUUAUGUUUUUGUUUAAGAUGUUAACGAAACGAUUGUAUUUAUAAAUUAAAAAGAACAUAUUUAGAGAUUGGAGGAAACUUAGAUAAUUUGUAUUCAUAAUCGACAUUUGAGAUUCUAGUUGAAAAUAAAAGGAAAUUAAUUGAAAAUAUUCCAUUGGAUUUCGUUAACAUUUAAAAAUAUUAGUCAGAAAAUGAAGAGACACUUACUCCAAAAGGAUUAUGUUAGAAUAAGAAAAGAAUAAAUAAAAAGAUCAAAAAAAAGAAAGGUAGUGAAACUACAAUAGUUGGAAAAGCAUAGUUUUAAUUAAUGGAUACAUCUUCAUCAUCGAUAUAAAUCAAGAAAAAAAAAGAAUAUAAGCGACUCAUUCCUAAUGAAAGUACUAUAUUUGUAUAAUGAUUUAUAUUUAUCUUAAAAAGCU